UAGGACAGACCAAACAAAGACACAGACAUGGAAGACAAGAAAUUACACAGUGAUCCUCCCAGGAUAAAACAGACUCAGGAAAAUAAACAAUAUUCUGAAAGGGGAGUGACAGAAAGGCUCAAGAAUCCACCUGGAAACCAGAGAGCCUAUAUGGAAAACAACAAACAGCCCUGCUCUCCAACCAAAAUGCCGGGGAGAAGCACUCAAGGAGUGGGCAAUCAAGCUAAUUGCAUCCCGUUGGUAUCACAACGCAAACCCAACAAGCUAAGGAAUACGCUUCAAGAAAAGACCAAAUUUCGCGAACAUUGUACAAGAAUCGUGUCUGAGAAUCUGGCCAAGACGCUGAAGAAAACAGCUCAUAGGCAGCAUUAUGCGGACUUGGCCUGGAGCAAAACAGCUGAACAGCGAGAAUAUGAGAGGAAAGUUAAAGUUAGAAAGAUGAAACAUCUAGCUGCUGUAAAAAUUUUCCUGGAAAAGACGCCAGACCUUCAGACAAGCUCUGAAAAAAACGACGUGGCUGAAAGGAAAAAGAAGAAAGUCUUGCUUGAAUCACGCCAGGUGCAUCAAAUCGAGCAAAUUGAGAAGAGGAAACAAAAGACGGAUUUGGUGGCUGACCAAAGCCAAUCUAAACGUGAAACUUUGGCACACAGCAGCAGGGAGUACAUUCCUCAUGAAGUCAAAGAUCGUAAGAAAAUCGUGAAUGACCAAAUGUUAGACACAACGAAGAAAAACAUGACCAAAGAGCUUCUUGCAGAAAAAAAACUAAGGAAAGAAAUGCUGGAUAAGUACUUAGCAGGAGCUAACGAUCGCAGGAUAAAAAGGGAGAGAGAAGUUAAAAUUAACAAGGAUCUGACUGACACGUGGAAUGCCCAAAUAACACUCAAACAGCAGGAGAAGAGGGGGAAGGAGGAGUCUAAAAGGGAAAUGAGGCGGUGCUUAUUUGAAAUGGACAGAUGGCAUGAAACUGAAAAAAAGAUGGUGCUAGCAGCAAGUGGGGGAAAAGCUAGCUGUGAGUCACAGGAAGUUUCCCCCAGGAUGUCCCCUAACUAACCACGUCUUAAGAGGCUGAAAGCGUUUCAGUAUGCAGAGACCCCUUAAAGAAUUACAACUGUAAUUUCUGUGAAAAGUGGUUUUGCAAAGCAAAACUGGUAGCUCUUGUGAGUAAGUACCCUUGGUGUACAUUGUUACAGAUUGUUAUCCAUUAAAUCUUACAUUCUCCGCUUCAACGUGUAAAAUCCACAGCUGGAUCGUUUGUUCCAAGAAUCUGAAUUUAACGGGUUUAGAAUUGGAAAGUCAUCACCAUCAGCCCCCCCUCCUGAGUUGUUAACACUCUCACACAGCUGCAAUACUUGUCUCCCUGUCUGAGAGGAGAAAAAAAAGUUUUUUCUCUCCCAGAGUCCAACAAACCGCACCUGUUAAGGUAAAUGAGGCAUAAGGGAAGAAGGAGAUGAGGGAAAGAGGAAAUGUAAGCGCCUACCACUCCAACAUAUGUUAAACCGCUCCACACGGACUACAAGUCUGUUAGUUUGUGUUGAUCUUAUUGCACAUUAGGAAAUAAAGCAUAUUUCUUUCUUAUAUACUACUUUUAGUAAUAUGUGCAUUUAUACCACAUUGCUAUAACAUCGUUCAAGCACAAGGUAAGUCGAAGUGUUUUACUGCAAAACAAAUGAUCAGAGAUAAGCAUGUCGUGAAAAGAAUAGCAAAAAAAAAAAAGCAUUUGACAAAAGGAAAGAAACUUUUAAUUCUAAUUUUAAACAAAUAAAAAGCUGGAAAAAUUAUACAAAUGCAUUGAUAAAGCAAUCUUUAACCUAAAAGCUGCAGUAAACAGUAAUGUUUCCUGUUCUGUUGUAAAGGAGCCAACAAUUUCUGCACAUCUGAGGUUUUCAGGUUGAAGCAUGACUUUGAAAGGCCUGUUUUGAAUAUUAAAGCCUUCAAAAUGUUCCGCAACAACAAAAUAAAUCAUCUAGCUCUUAUCUUACAUUCAAGUGUGCUUGUUAUCAUCAGUAAAUAAUUACCACUCACUGAACUCCCUUUACUUUAUGAUGGAUGUUUGAAUUUCCUUCGGGAUUAAUAAAGUAUCUAAUGGGUUUUGGGGUGCAGGGACCUUUCUGAGCAAAAAUGGUAUUGUGUAGGUUUUCCAAUCCAGUUACAGACAUCUAGGGUACAUAGCACUGAGACAACACUUUUAACUGUUUUUAACGACAUUCUUUCAUUCUCUGGAAGCUUUGUUUUCCUCGUACUUUUAGACAUGAUUGCAGUAAUUAAUCUUGCUGUCGACAGCAAUUGUAUCUCUCAUUUGGAGUAUCAGGUUAGGAAAAUAGGUGCAGCAGAGGAAUGGCUCCCUUCAGAUCUGAGUGACAGAGGUUUCUGUGUUAAUCAUGAAGUUUUUUUGUGGAGCUCCUCAGGGUUUGAUCCUCAGAUUAGUUUUGUUUUUUGUUUUUUUUGUACGUUUGCUGUCUUUGGGUCUAUUUGGAGAACACAUGGCUUCUCCUUCCAAUGCAAUGUUGAUGACUGCCAAAUUUACAGCC
Messenger RNA from Fundulus heteroclitus (mummichog), 2528 nucleotides. RefSeq names its product stress response protein nst1-like. The transcript has 2 exons. Lineage: Eukaryota; Metazoa; Chordata; Actinopteri; Cyprinodontiformes; Fundulidae. The record is from RefSeq and is a predicted model, not a curated record. The coding region runs from base 28 to 1050 and encodes 340 amino acids.